GUUAGGGCGUGCAGAGGCGCCGAGCGUGUGCCCUGUGCGCGUGCCGCCUUUUUUUUUCCAGUGGCAGGGGAGGGCAGGGCGUUCAGGGCGUUCAUUGCACGCUCACCGCGGAACAUUCAUUACCUACCUGCUCACUACCACGCAUCCAGUCUGUCCACCUUAUUCCUCUCGCUCGCUCUGGCCCUGGUUGAAGCUGUGCUGUUUGUUUUCCCGUGUUCUGUAUUGGGCGUCUUCUCUCGGGGUUUUGGGCCAUUGGCAUUAGGGUUUUUCUGUGCCUCGAUGUUUCUCUAAUACCAGCCCGUUUGUAGUUCGCGUCGUGCUUGUUCGCCCUGCCACGCCUACGCCCUCGGUCUCGCGUGUGUGCUCACCCCCAGCCCAGGUAUGGAGCCCCUCCCAGCUACCAACAUCAUCUCAGCAUUCGACCACCCAAUCUACAACCACCGGCGACCUUUGCUGUUUGGUGCCUAUUCGACUCCCCGAUGAUUAACAUUGAGCCAUAGUUGACAAUUAAGACCGAGAGCUUGCUGUCGCCUUGGUUCUAGCCGACAGAAACGUCAUACACUACUCACGUCCACAUUGGCCCUGACACAGCCUCCCACGAUUCUACGACUCAAACCCGCAUCCUUCACUCCCAUUGAGCAUGGUCAUAAGUUUAUUAUAUGGCAGCUAUAUCCCUAUCACCCACUCCCAUCGACCUUUCAGUUAUGUCGGGUAGAAGGGUUCCUCUUGCCUCCAACCAGAAUGUAGCCAAUUCGCCUCUUCGAAGCACUGCUUUCAAGCAGAAGCGUACCUUGACUCAGCUGCAGAGGGAAGAAGCAUACGGUCAGCAACCUCCUGCAAAAAAGCUUGUGCUUGAUGCUGGUGGCACCCAACGCGUGGUGAAGUCGCCAUCCCAACAACUACGCGUCACUAAGAGCCAAAUUCCUGUCCAAUCCCGUCGUCCAACGAGUACGAGUGCCAACAAUGCAUGUGAUGCGAGGUCGGCGAGGGAGAGGACUGUUUCUCGCCAACAACAAGAGGCAGCCCUUGUGACGGAAUAUACUGAAAAAGAUAUUGAAGAAAUUCAGAAUUGGAAGAACCAUCACCGCGCUAGAUUUCCAAAAUCACUUUUUUACUUUGAUCAGAUUCCCAGCGAUAUAGCUCACAAGCUGAAAAGGCAGAUAGCUGCACUCGGAGGUCGCGAGACUGCAUUCUUCUCGGUCGAUGUCACCCAUGUCAUUACAAGCAGAGCGAUUCCUGCCGAAGACGCCGUUGGUCGUGACAAUGGUGGUAAUAUGGCUGCCGAAAAAGAAGUCCCACAACCCGAACAAGAGCAAGCCGAGACUAUUAAUCCCUCCUUGCUUACACGGGUGUCGAAUCCUGCUACCAAGAGGAAACUCUUUGACGCCGAUUUGCGUGCCCGUGCUCAUAGAGUACCACCUCAACCCACUGACCAGGGCUUGAGGAUACCAAAAAAGGCUGUGGAUAUUUUGAUACGGGCUAGAGAAAUGAAGAAAAAGAUCUGGACAGCAGACAAGCUGUUUCGAAUGACAGCAUUACUUCUGGAAACAGACCCGUACCGUAGUGCUGAUAUGGCUUAUGGAAGGCGAAAGAACACCCUAAGCGUACCGGUUGAAUCUCGAGCGGGUGAGGAUCGCAAUCUUUUGCAGCUUUUGCAGAAGGAGCGCAUGAACGGACCAUCUGAUCGUGAUCCUACUGUCCUCGCUCGUGAGCUUCUCUACUUCAAGGGCCCAUACAUCUAUGUUUACGAUGUCGAAGAGAAGCAGAAGCCUAUAAUGGUGAAGGAAUACCCAAAGGCAGCAGAUCGAUCCAAGGGUAAAUGGCCGCAGUUCCAGACUGCUGGGCUAGGGCGUUGCCCCUUUAUCGAGGAUUCGGAGGUGAGGGAAGCGAGAGAAGCAAGAGAAGCAAAGGAGGCUAGGGAAGUGCAACGGAAGAUACGGGUUAGAACCGCAAGUCAAGAACCUGUAGGUGAGACCAAACCUAUUCUUCAACCACCUAGGAUGGCCCCUCCUAGGCAGAUCACUAGAAAACGAACGCUGGGCGAGAUGGAGAUGGGGCAUAAUCGUCAAUCCAGCGUAACCUCGGCUGAGUUUCCGAAUCUCUCGCGCAGCUUUGGCGCAGAGAAUAUAGACUUCUCUCGCAAGGCGUUCACUAGUCACGCUGCAACUGGGCGUCUACACGGCGGCGAGCCAGUCGCGUCUGGGGUGCAGCCGUCCAAUGUAACAUCGGCGAUUAGGUCCCAAAUGAUCUCAUCUACUGCUACUACGCCUGGCGUUAUUACUGGUCUGAGCAAGGAAGUUCAUGGGCUUCAACGCCAAGUCCUCAAAUGGAACUCGCAAGAUCAUAGUUCUCGGCAGAAUAUGGAGACUAGUUUUCGCGAGGACAGUCUGACCAAACGACCACCCACUUUGGGACGAACCUCGAGUCGCAAGCUGGAGCUCAUUGACGAAGAUGCUAAGGAAACUGAGGGAACCGAUGAUUCUCGAUCGGCUAAGCGGACCGCUCUUCGAAAGAAGCCACGCGACCGUGAUCUCAAACCGGGGUACUGUGAGAACUGCGCUGAAAAGUACCCUGACUUUGACGAGCAUAUUGAAGCUCCGAAGCAUCGUAAAUUCGCCGAAAACGAAGAAAACUGGGUAGAACUGGACGACUUACUCGCGCAGCUCGAGCGUAUCCCAAGGCGACAUACUUGGAAGCCCACGGCACCGUGGAGUCACAAUGCAGAACAUGAUAUGUUUUAACAAGUGACAUUUGCGAUUUAGACUUCGCAUUCUCAAACCAGCAUUUCAAGAACUCACUAUCAACCUUCCCUCUUCAAACCACUAUGACCGAACGUCUCUAUUUUCUAUUGUCCUCGAAGCAUUCACGGAGCGAUGAUACCCAACUUAAUGCAUCACCGACUUCUCUCCUUUUUGUUCGAUCUAAUUUAUCCUCUCAAAACAGCUAAGCUGCCGGUUUUGGCCCGGAUAUAGCACAGCAUUGGAGUAUCCGAUCCUAUUUUAACUCCAACAUCACGUCCUAGCGCAUGCACCAAUGCGGACAUGUUGGCGUGACAAUGGUCUAACAUGUAUAUUUAAUUAGGGGAUUGCACUGCAUGGGAGGGCUAGUUUUGGCAAGUGUCAAUUGCUCUCACGCCGUUAUGCAAAUUCGUGGGGUUGAGCACGACACAAGUCCCUGAUUGGAAUGUUUUAACAACCAGGAAACAUCACAGUAUGAUGAACCAAGCGACUAUAGGUAUAUACGUCAAAAUUACCAAGUUGCGCAUGUGUAUAAAGCGUAUAGUAUGAGUUAAAAAAUAAAUGCAAAUCACGAUUGGCAUCGCAUAGAGCUUACACCAUCACUCUGAUAGAUGAUAGCAUAUAGGGUAUCAGCUAAGUUAAGAGAGCCUAUCCACC
Xylaria bambusicola is the source of this 3395-nucleotide messenger RNA. RefSeq names its product Dfp1/Him1, central region-domain-containing protein. The transcript has 3 exons. Gene Ontology annotation, biological process: regulation of cell cycle phase transition; positive regulation of nuclear cell cycle DNA replication. Bases 660 to 2741 code for a protein of 693 amino acids. The record is from RefSeq and is a predicted model, not a curated record. Gene Ontology annotation, cellular component: nucleus; Dbf4-dependent protein kinase complex. NCBI's taxonomy places the organism in Eukaryota, Fungi, Ascomycota, Sordariomycetes, Xylariales, Xylariaceae. Gene Ontology annotation, molecular function: nucleic acid binding; protein serine/threonine kinase activator activity; zinc ion binding.